AUGGUGAAGAAAGAUUCUGAUGCAGAUGCAAGACUGAGGCAUAAGAUGAGUGUACCUAAGGUCUAUGACCUUAUGCAUUCAGUACAUGUCAAAAAAAGGAGAGACAAAAUAAUUGACCAACUAAACAACUGUGGCUUUGGAGGGAUGCUACAUAUUUGUAACUGGACAAGGAUCCACACCUUUUUUAUCGAUUGGGUUGUCAGAAGAUUUGAAAAGGAACAUAUGUGGAUAAGAUUGAGCGAUACGGAGGUCCUAGAGUUGAAAGAGGAUGAUGUGCAUAGAGUCUAUGAACUUCCAAUGGCUGGAAAGAAGAUAGACACUAAUCUUUGCUCUGAUGGAGCAAUUAGAAGGCUAAGGAAGGAAUUGGGAUUGACUGGAGAUUAUUCUCCAGUUGUGAAGGUUGCUGAAUUAGAAAGGAUACUGAAGACUACAGAAAAACCUAAAACAUGGGUGAAGGGUAUAAUUUGUUUCAUCAUUCAUAACAUUUUGUGCCCGACUAAUAAAGGCAAUGUGUCACUGCAGUAUGCAGAUAUUUUAGAAGAUCCAGCCGGUGUAUCUUCAUAUAACUGGUGCUCACAUGUUCUAGACUAUAUGAAAAAAGGCCUGCAAUCUCCAGGAGUUUUAAAUCCAUUAGCAGAUUUCCACUUCCUAAUGAUUAACUACAUGGAUAAAAUGGGGAAACGAAGCCCAUUUUUGACGGGCAAAUACAAGCGGCCAUCCCUUCGUGAUUGGGAUGUCAAGGCGGCAAACCAGGAACUUGCCAAGAUCCAUGAUAUCAUGGGGCUUGAAAAUGGAUUGACAGCCGGGGUAACAAGUCUGUACAGACCCGCAGAAGGUCCGCUUGUACUGUGUUUUGAUGCAGACACAUGCCCACUGUCUAAGGCAGAAAUGUAUCUUAAUCACUGUAGGUCUUGUAUAAAUAUCUAUACUAGAUCCGCAGCAACAUUGGAACGACGAAUAGCUGAGGCAACUGUCGGAACUUCUGGGAAAAAAGAUGCAGUCCCAGAAGAAACAAAAACUGACAAGGACAAUUCAAUGGAAGCCCAGGCUGAAACUGAAAAGAAUAACAGUUCCAAUAAAGACAAUGAUGCAGACAAGCACAAUGAUGAAGGGUUGAAUAAUGACAAUGAUGCAGAAGAUGAGAUCAAUGCCAAAAGCAUUGAUGAAGAUGACAAUGAUGAAAAGGAUGAGAUCAAUGCCGUAAUAAUUGAUGAGGAUGACAAUGAUGAAGAAGAUGAGAUCAUUACCAAGAUGAUUGAUGAUUCAGUUAAGGCAGCAACCAAAAUCAUUGAUGAUUCAGUGAAGCUGACAAUGACACCGGAAACAAACAAUGUUGGACUCACAUUAACACAGGAAACUAUCAUGAAGUUUCCGGAGUUUUUUGAUGGGGCUGAAGCUUCAAACGCAGGGUUCGAUAAAAAUCAUUCAGUGUCACAAGGAACAGAUUCAGUUACACAGGAAACUAUCUCCAAGUUUCCAGAAUUUUUUGAUGGGGCUGAAGCUUCAUAUGCAGAGUUGAAUAACGAUGAUUUAGUGAAAAAAGAUUCAGUGCCACAGGAAACAGAUUCUGAGCUAGUGUUGGUACCAGAUGUGAUGCAUCAGGAGAACCCUACAAAAUCUGACUCGAAUGUAGUCAUAAAUGCAACUCCAUUAAAGUCAAUAAAGCCAGAUGAAAUAAUUGACUUGGACAAUGUCACUCCAAAGAAAAGAAAAAAGCAUAAUAUGCUUUAUUCUGAUAAUACAUAUCCUGAGCGUCGACGGGCGGUGAAGAAAUCGAAAUACCUUGCAAGCCCAUAUGAUGACGCUGUCCACAAGUCUGCUGCAACGGAGUUGCAGAAAAAAUUAUCAACAUAUGCUUGGAACCCGGAGCUUGAUAAGGAUCACAUUAUGUACUGCUCAGACAACAAGGCUCAUUUGUAUUCUCUACAAAGGGCUGACUUCUGGACACUUCAAAAAGAUGAAUGGGUAUCAUGCUUUGUCAUAAACAGUUGGGUUAAUUGUUUAAAUUGGAAUCAGCAGGACAACAUGACAAGACUAGUGACACCAUUGGUUAAUUAUUUUGACAUGGAAAGAAUGCCUCCUGUAACUAAAUCAAUUGCACACUGGAGAUUCGUUGACAGACUGAAAAAUUUUAAGUACAUGGAUUGGAAGGCCAUUGACCCUACAAAGCUAGAAUACAUCAUGACACCAGCAAUAGCUGGCAAUCCAGGAAGCCAUUAUGUCUGCUUUGUCGUCAAUUUUAAAAGCCACAAAUUUGAAUUCCUAAACAGCUUGACGGGGGGAGGAGAGAAAUUGCAGUUACCAAAUGGUGAACCUAGCUUAUACAAACAGAUGUUUGAUGUUUGGCUGAAUGAGGUGGAAGCAUUUGUGACAGAAUUAUAUAAGUUAUGGAAAAUCAAAAUGCCUUUCCAAUUCACCACAUUCAAUUGGGAUACACCAAAGGCGCCUACUCAAGUUGAUUCAGACAAUUGUGGAGUGUUUUGCAUGAAGUUUCUUGAUGAAUGGGGUGGUGAAAUGCAAUCUUUCAAAGGUUGGUCCAAACUUAGGAAACAUGGGGACAAUGGAAAGAUUGCAAAAAUUAUGGAUCUCCGCAUUGAUCUAUGUUCAGCUAUAUUAACCAACUCUAGCAAUUCCAGAAAAGAACAAGUGCUGAAGGAUGCAACUUGAUGGUUUUUUUUUUUGACAAAGAAGCAACUUGAUGGUUAAGCACUACAAUUUGUAAAAUGGUUUGAUGCUUCUCUGUAAAAUGGUUAGAAACCAUUAGUGGUAUUAAAUGGUUUCAAGCUGUUGUACAAAGAAACCAUUUGGCAACAGGGUUUAGGAUGUUUUAAACAUUUUAAUAUUUGUUUACAUAACAUUUUAGUUUUAAUGAAUUUUACUUUGUAUGGUAAAA
Trifolium pratense (red clover) is the source of this 2893-nucleotide messenger RNA. RefSeq lists its product as uncharacterized. The transcript is spliced from 10 exons. The coding region runs from base 1 to 2667 and encodes 888 amino acids. Lineage: Eukaryota; Viridiplantae; Streptophyta; Magnoliopsida; Fabales; Fabaceae. Gene Ontology annotation, biological process: proteolysis. Gene Ontology annotation, molecular function: cysteine-type peptidase activity. The record is from RefSeq and is a predicted model, not a curated record.